This is a messenger RNA of Oldenlandia corymbosa var. corymbosa, 2022 nucleotides long. The record is from the annotation of a GenBank genome assembly. Lineage: Eukaryota; Viridiplantae; Streptophyta; Magnoliopsida; Gentianales; Rubiaceae.
AUGUCCAUGGCUCGCCUGCAUCGUCCUCAUCCCUCCUCACUUCAUCUCUGUCGCAGCUCCUUGUUCAUCACUAUCUUCCUCCUCUUGUUUCCAUCCACAACAAAAACAACAGGUGGUGUCAUUAUGGUGACCGCUGCCGGUGAUCUAAACUCGGACAGGCAAGCCCUGCUUGACUUUGCUGCAACUGUACCCCACCCACUUCCCAAGAAACUCAACUGGAACACCAAUACUUCCCUCUGCACCACCUGGGCUGGUGUCACCUGCUCUAGUACUAAUAAUGCCACCCGUGUGGUCGCGCUUCGCCUUCCUGCGGCUGGGUUUUACGGUUCCAUCCCUGCUAACACCUUAGGCCGACUUGAUGCACUCUCUUCCCUCAGUCUCAGAUCUAACCGCCUCAAUGGGACACUUCCCCCGGAUAUCCUCUCUCUUCCUUCCAUUCGCUAUCUCUACUUCCAGAACAACAAUUUCUCUGGGGACCUUCCGUCCAAUCUUUCUUCACAGCUCAACUUUCUCGAUUUAUCAUUCAAUUCCUUCACAGGAAACAUCCCUGAUACCAUCAACAACUUGACUCAUUUAGUUGGAUUGAACCUGCAAAACAACUCCUUCACGGGCCCUGUACCUGACCUCCUCGCCCUUUCAUACCUUCAGCAGUUAAACCUCAGUAAUAACAACUUGAAUGGGUCAAUCCCACACUCUCUCCAGCACUUCCCAGCUUCCUCUUUUCAGGGUAAUUCCUUACUUUGUGGAAGGCCUCUUCGUCAAUGUCCUUCCCCCAUCUCUCCUGCUCCAGCUCCGGCUCCAACUCCAGCCUCUGCUCUCCCUUUCUUCAAGCAAUCUCCUCCUCCAUCUCCAGCAACCCUGCAGCUGCCAUCCCCGUCACCACCAACAGCUUCUUUCAUUCACAAGGGAAUUUCCAAAUCAAAAAAGCUAAGCACCGGUUCCACUGCUGCCAUUGCUGCCGCGUCUUGUACAAUGCUGUUUCUACUGUUCCUAUUAUGUUGGAUGCUGUGCCGCACCAAGAAAAGGGGUAGGGAUGGGAAGGGCAAGGAGUUCCGCAGCAACGGGGCACUGAAAGAUGAAAACAACGACUUGGUUUUCUUGCAAGCAGACUCAACCCUUCAGAAUUGUGAUCUUGAUUAUCUGUUAAGAGCCUCUGCCCAGGUGCUUGGAAAAGGGACCUAUGGGACAACAUACAAGGCCAUUUUACAGGACGGAACCACACUAGCCGUAAAGCGGCUCAAACAAGUGGUGGCGGGAAAAUUAGUGUUUGAACAACACAUGGAGAAUGUAGGGAGGGUUAACCACCCCAAUGUUGUUCCUCUUCGGGCGUAUCACUAUUCCAAGGACGAAAAACUCCUUGUGUAUGAUUAUGCUCCAUUCGGAAAUUUAUCCACUUUAUUACAUGGUCAGCCUGAAUUUACCCCUUUUGUGCUGGUUGCAGGAAGGGAGUUCGGAAGGACUCUGGACUGGGAAUCUAGAUUAAAGAUUUGCCUUGGAGCUGCAAGGGGUAUAGCGCACAUACAUCUUUUUGCUGGUGGCAGGCUAAUUCAUGGAAAUAUCAAAUCCUCAAAUAUACUAGUCAACCACAAUCUCAUAGGCUGCCUCUCAGAUUUCGGCAUAACUACCCUUGUAGGCUUAUACACGAUGCCUUCCAGAAGAACCGGGUACCAAGCUCCCGAAGUAAGCGAACUUGGAAAGUACACUCAAAAAUCUGAUGUUUACAGCUUUGGAAUCGUCCUACUUGAAAUGCUCACUGGAAAACCACCAAUUCAAUAUGCAGAAGUGCUUGUGGUAGAUCUCCCGAGAUGGGUUCAAUCCAUUCUUAGAGAAGAAUCGACUGCAGCAGUUUUUGACAGCAACCUGAUGAAGCAUCCUCAUCAUCAAAAUACUGAAGAAGAAAUGGAAAAGAUGCUGCACAUCGCCUUAGCUUGUGUGGCAAGGUUGCCAGAGACAAGGCCAAAGAUGGCCCAGGUCCUUAAGAUGAUUCAAGAAAUGCUGCAACCUGAUGUCAUUGAGAAUUAA